Molecule: messenger RNA, 585 nt
Organism: Lonchura striata (white-rumped munia)
Lineage: Eukaryota; Metazoa; Chordata; Aves; Passeriformes; Estrildidae
Source: RefSeq, a predicted model, not a curated record
AUGGACCGGAUGAAGAAGAUCAAGCGGCAGCUGUCCAUGACGCUGCGGGGCGGCCGCGCCCCCGACAAGGGCCUGGGGGAGCCCCGCGACGGCAGCGACAGCGGUGAGCGCUGGCCCUUUAAGAGGGGCACGUACGCCACGGUGUACAAGGGCCGCAGCAAGCUGACCGAGAACCUGGUGGCGCUGAAGGAAAUCCGGCUGGAGCACGAGGAGGGCGCGCCCUGCACGGCCAUCCGCGAGGUGUCGCUCCUGCGGGACCUCAAGCACGCCAACGUGGUGACGCUGCACGACAUCGUGCACACGCCGCAGUGCCUGACGCUGGUCUUCGAGUACCUGGACCGGGACCUCAAGCAGUACCUGGAUGAUUGUGGGAACGUCAUCAGCAUGCACAACGUCAGGCGGUGGCACAUAAGGUUGGACCAAGAUGGCGCCGACCUCCUGGGGCAGCUGCUGCAGUUCGAGGGGCGGCGGCGGCUGCCGGCGGCCGAGGCCAUGGGACACGCCUUCUUCAGCUGCCUGGGGCCGCGCGUCAGCGCCCUGCCCGACAGUUCUUCCGCCUUCCGGGUGCUCGACACCGAGUUCUGA